AUGGAUGGAAUUGAUUGGGUAAAGAGUUUAAAGCCACAAAACGAAGAAACUGACAUGUCUACUAUUGAUUGGACUAAGUUUUUGCCCCCUAAACUGGAAAUACCAGAGUUGCCUACUCAAGACAAUUGGAGGCUAUAUAAGAAAUCUAAAAAGCAUGAGAUUCGAUUGAGAAUUUUGAGGGCUAAAAGUAAUAAAUAA
Molecule: messenger RNA, 198 nt
Organism: Babesia microti strain RI
Lineage: Eukaryota; Apicomplexa; Aconoidasida; Piroplasmida; Babesiidae
Exons: 1
Coding region: 1-198 (65 amino acids)
Source: RefSeq, a predicted model, not a curated record